AUGGCCUCCGUCACUGAUGCUCCUGCAACCACCACUGGCAGCAAACGCAAGAUGAGGCAUCUGUCACCGUCCGCACCAGUGCCUUCACCCGCAAAAAGGCAGAAGCCCGAAGACAGCGACGACAUAUUCUCGCCGACAGCACACACUGACUCCACCGCAUCCGAUACUCCCGCAGACGAUGCUCACGCCAGUCACCGACCCGACGAGACUCCUGGUAAGCCCUACCGCAACAAAGGAAAGCACGUCGAGAAAACCAGGACACCAACCGAAGUGCUCCAGUCGCUGUCGAAACUCAGAGAAACACUCGCCGUGACACGUGCCACGAACAACGUGUUUGUCCUCGUGCAACCCGUGUAUCUCAAGAGGGCAUUCCCUUCGAACAUCGCCGAACGUCUGGACCACGUCUCGAUCGCCACCGCACAUGACAUCAUCAAUCUCGCGACCGCAGACCCCACAGCACUCCACUUUGUCACCAUCGGAGCCUCCGACUACCUUCAGCUCAAGACGAGCACCCAUCUCACGCUCUUCUCUGUCGUCGGCUCCGUUACCCACAGCGACCUGAUCAGUCCGAGCGGUCGCAGCCGUCAACUCUGCGUUGCACCAUCAGCACUCACCUGGCCACGUGCGGCCGCCGUCCUGGGUGCCAUUCUCAACAGACGAACACUCGUCUUCCCGUCGUUCCAUGCCGGCCUCUCCUUCUCGACAAGGUUGACCACUGGCACCUCAAACACUCCAACCAAGAUCCGCGGCAUGGCUCCCGCCACUCCGGUGAACGCACAACGCGGUCCACCCCCCGUGCUGCCGGCCGAUCGAGAUGUGUCGACUUUCGACGGGUGUAAGCCCUUCAAGUUCUCCAUGCGCUCCAUAUCGAUGCUUCCCAAAAUCCACGACGAUCUCUCCACAGAGUCUGCCGUCCUCCUGCUCUUCACUCUUGGGAAGUACAUCAAGAGCCACCCUGAACUCGACGACGAAAACGCCGACACCACUAUCUCCCUCAACAUCCAAUCCAUCGUCCUUCUCGCCAAUCCGGGAUCGAUGCCCCGCGGCUUCCUCGAAGACGAGCCCAUGCCCCUCCUCGGAGUCUUCCGACCGAAUUCCGAGCCUGACCAACGCCACUCGGAUGACAGCGACGACGAUGAUGCCUCGCUUGUCUAG
Messenger RNA from Sparassis crispa, 1155 nucleotides. RefSeq lists its product as hypothetical. The coding region runs from base 1 to 1155 and encodes 384 amino acids. The transcript is spliced from 7 exons. NCBI's taxonomy places the organism in Eukaryota, Fungi, Basidiomycota, Agaricomycetes, Polyporales, Sparassidaceae. The record is from RefSeq and is a predicted model, not a curated record.